UACGCAAAUACUUUUAUUGUUCUUAGUUGUCUAUUGGCAUUUGUUUUUUGACAUUGGUAUGAUGAAAAUCUUAAUAACUUUUUUUUUAGUAUUUAUUUUUUUUAGCGCUAUUAGUGCUGAAGAAAUAACAAAUUUUCGUCCGUGCUUGAAUUCAAAAUGUACAAUCAAAAAACUAUACAUUAGUCCGUGUCCAGAAGCAUUAGAUGGAAAUCCUUGUGAAUUUCCCGCUGGAAUCAAUGCAACAGUAAUUAUGGAAUAUAUACCUCACUUUAGCGCUCAAAAACCAAAACUUAGGUUUUAUAAUGUGCAAUUACUAUUAGAUAUUCCCCACCCUUUCAUUGAUCCAGAUGGGUGUUUGUAUACAAGUUGCCCACUACAGGCUAACGUCACCCAAAAGUUCAAAUAUGAAUCCGUAACAUCGAAUUUGGAACCUAGAGGUGAUUAUUUAUCCAAAUUGAGACUGUGGGAUGAUUCAGAAAACGCAAAGUAUGAAGACCAAUGCUGCGUUCUAAUGGAAAUGAAAUUAGUUUAAUUGUCAUUUAAAGAGUUAAUAUUUAUGGAUAAGAGACCAUUAUUUGUAUUGGCUUAUUAUGUGAUAAAAUAAAAAAUAAAACAACAAAUGAUCUUGAAAUUUA
Messenger RNA from Daktulosphaira vitifoliae (grape phylloxera), 635 nucleotides. RefSeq names its product MD-2-related lipid-recognition protein-like. Bases 59 to 532 code for a protein of 157 amino acids. NCBI's taxonomy places the organism in Eukaryota, Metazoa, Arthropoda, Insecta, Hemiptera, Phylloxeridae. The record is from RefSeq and is a predicted model, not a curated record. The transcript has 3 exons.